Messenger RNA from Thyridium curvatum, 1491 nucleotides. RefSeq lists its product as uncharacterized. The transcript is spliced from 6 exons. Bases 1 to 1491 code for a protein of 496 amino acids. The record is from RefSeq and is a predicted model, not a curated record. NCBI's taxonomy places the organism in Eukaryota, Fungi, Ascomycota, Sordariomycetes, Thyridiales, Thyridiaceae. Gene Ontology annotation, molecular function: monooxygenase activity; heme binding; oxidoreductase activity, acting on paired donors, with incorporation or reduction of molecular oxygen.
AUGGAGUAUAUCCAGACCUCCCUGUACGGUGACCCGCUUAGGGGGCUUGCCUUGGCUAAUGCUGAAAGUGACGACGGUGGCACUUUGAUCUCCCAUGUCAGAGCAGCAAUCGACGAAUGGAGUGCAGCCGACGCCGCAUGGGCGGUAGGCGGUGCAUGGCUCCUGGCAAUGACUGAUGAGGUGGCGUCUCUCAGCAACUUUGGGGGCGACGCUGUCCGGAUAGCUCCAGCCUUUAUCUCAAUCCAGACGCCCAGUGCCGUUAAAGCACUGUACGAGACGGGCUCACAGUUUGAAAAGGGCAUGUUCUACACAAGAGGUCCGGUCAAAAAGCAGGCGUUGAUUAGCAUUGCGUCGGCCACUGAGAAACACGUCCAUGCACGUAAGAAGCGCCUCAUCUCCCAUGCCUUCAGCGACGCAGCGCUUCGCUCGUACGAAGGGAUCCUGGCGGAUAAAGUCGGUCUGCUAUGCCACCAGCUCCAGGACACCACCAGCUUUGACGGCGAGUUCAAGAACAUGUCGCGAUGGUUCUCUUACCUGACCUACGACGUCAUGGGCAAGCUGGUGUUCGACCACGAGUACAACAUGCUGACUAGCGACGGCGACCACUACAUCCUCGACGUUAUCGACGCAUUCCAGCACGGGCAGGUCAUCCUGGGCACGGUGCCACGGAUCGAACAAUGGGGUCUGGCGCCCCUGCUAUUCGUCAAGGUUAUGGCGAGCAUCAUGAAGUUCAGGAAAUACGUCGAUGGCCAGGUCGCCCAGCGUAUCGCCGAUGAGAAGGCAGGAAAUGGAUCUGAUGACAUCUUCAGGCUGCUCCUGAAUCACCGCGACAAGGCGACUGGCGAGCAUAUGGACUUUAAGGAGCUCUCUGACGAGGCGGUGGUGCUCAUCAUUGCUGCCAGCGAUACAACAGCCACUGCUCUGGCUGCCAGCUGCUUCUACUUUGCUCGGUACCCCGAGUGCUACAGUAAGGUUCAAGCAGAGGUGCGAGAUGCCUUUCCUUGCCAAGACGACAUCAGGAAUGGGCCCAAGAUGCUGGGCUGUCGAUAUUUGCGCGCAUGUGUCGAAGAAGCCCUCCGUAUGUGCCCGGUAGUUCCAGGCCAUCUCCCCCGAGAGACUCCUGUGAGUGCCUCCAUAGAUGGCUAUACCGUCCCAGCUAGGGCUUAUGUGGGCGUGCCAGGCUGGAGCAUGCACCGCCAUGAAGCCUACUUCCCUAACCCAACCAUCUUCAGGCCGGAGCGCUGGCUAGACGCGUCCGACGAGGACCUCGCCCGCCUUCGCUCAGUACACUUCCCAUUCAGCAAGGGGCCCCGUGCCUGCAUCGGCAAGAAUCUAGCCUACAACACCAUUUACUUGACUCUGGCCCGUAUAGCCUAUAUGUAUCAUAUCAAGUCAAGGGAUCCCCUGCCCCUAGAGUUCCAUGUCAAGGACCACUUCGCCGCUGGUGGGAAGGAAGGACCCUAUCUGAAGUUCACCCCAACCAAUGCAUGA